Messenger RNA from Canis lupus familiaris (dog), 2313 nucleotides. RefSeq names its product transferrin receptor (gene TFRC). Gene Ontology annotation, cellular component: external side of plasma membrane. Gene Ontology annotation, molecular function: transferrin receptor activity. Gene Ontology annotation, biological process: intracellular iron ion homeostasis; transferrin transport. The record is from RefSeq and is marked provisional. NCBI's taxonomy places the organism in Eukaryota, Metazoa, Chordata, Mammalia, Carnivora, Canidae.
AUGAUGGAUCAAGCCAGAUCAGCAUUCUCUACCUUGUUUGGUGGAGAACCAUUGUCCUAUACCCGGUUUAGUCUGGCACGGCAAGUAGAUGGUGAUAACAGCCAUGUGGAGAUGAAACUAGCUGCAGAUGAAGAAGAAAAUGUUGACAAUAACAUGAGGGGUAAUCAUGCCAGUGUCCCAAAACCAAAAAGGUGUAAUGGAUUUAUCUGCUAUGGGACUAUUGCUGUAGUCCUCUUUUUCUUGAUUGGAUUUAUGAUUGGCUACUUGGGCUACUGUAAACGUGUAGAACCAAAAGCUGAAUGUGAAAGACCAACAGGAACAGAGGCUCUGGGGACAGAGGGAACAGAACCCUCAGAAACAGAAGAGUACUUCCCUGAAACACCUUCUCGCUUAUUUUGGACGGACCUCAAAACAAUGUUGUCAGAGAGACUGAGUAACACAGAUUUCACCAACACCAUGAGGUGGCUGAAUGAAAAUUCGUAUGUGCCUCGUGAGGCUGGAUCUCAAAAAGAUGAAAGCCUUGCUUUAUUAAUUGAGAAUCGAUUCCGUGAAUUUCAACUUAGCAAAUCCUGGCGUGAUGAACAUUUUGUUAAGAUCCAGGUCAAAAGCAGCAAUGCUCAAAACACGGUGACCAUAGUGGAUAUGGAGAGUGACUUGGUAUACCUGGCGGAGAGUCCUGAGGGUUACGUGGCAUACAGUAAGGCAACGACAGUUACCGGUAGACUGGUCCAUGUUAAUUUUGGCACCAAAAAAGACUUCGAGAAUUUAAAAUCUCCUGUGAAUGGAUCUUUAGUGAUCGCUAGAGCAGGGAAAAUCACUUUUGCUGAAAAGGUUGCAAACGCUCAAAGUUAUAAUGCACUUGGUGUCUUGAUAUACAUGGACCAGGCUAGAUUUCCAAUUGUUAAUGCACGGAUUCCAUUCUUUGGACAUGCUCACCUGGGAACAGGUGACCCGUACACGCCUGGAUUCCCGUCAUUCAAUCACACUCAGUUUCCACCGUCUCAGUCGUCAGGAUUGCCCAGCAUACCUGUCCAAACAAUUUCCAGAGCUGCUGCAGAAAAGUUGUUUGAAAAUAUGGAAGGAGACUGUCCUUCUGCCUGGGAAAUAGACCCCUCGUGUAGGCUGGAAACGUCCUCAAACAAGAAUGUGAAUCUCACUGUGAACAAUGUGCUGAAAGAGAUAAGAAUUUUUAACGUUUUUGGAGUUAUUAAAGGUUUUGAAGAACCUGAUCGCUAUGUUGUAAUAGGGGCUCAGAGGGAUGCCUGGGGUCCUGGAGCUGCAAAGUCUAGCGUAGGAACAGCUCUCCUAUUGGAACUUGCCCGGAUAUUCUCUGAUAUGGUCUUAAAAGGUGGCUUUAAACCCAGCAGAAGCAUUGUCUUUGCCAGCUGGAGUGCUGGAGACUUUGGAGCAAUUGGUGCCACUGAAUGGCUAGAGGGAUACCUUUCUUCCUUGCAUUUAAAGGCUUUCACUUACAUUAAUCUGGAUAAAGCUAUUCUUGGUACCAGCAACUUCAAGGUUUCUGCAAGCCCACUGUUAUAUUCACUUCUUGAGAAAACGAUGAAAGAUGUGAAACAUCCAAUUACUGGGCAGUCUCUUUAUCGGGACAGCAACUGGAUCAACAAAGUCGAGAAAUUGUCUUUGGAUAAUGCUGCUUUCCCUUUCCUUGCGUAUUCUGGAAUCCCAGCAGUUUCUUUCUGUUUUUGUGAGGACACAGAUUAUCCUUACUUGGGUACUACCAUGGAUCUCUAUGAGAACCUGAAUCAGAAAAUUCCUCAGUUGAACAAAAUGGCACGUGGAGCAGCAGAAGUAGCUGGUCAGCUUAUAAUGAAACUUACCUAUGAUCUUGAAUUGAACCUGAACUAUGAGAUGUAUAAUGACAGAAUACUUUCAUUUGUGAGGGAUAUGAACCAAUUCAGGACAGACAUAAAGGAGAUGGGUCUGAACCUACAGUGGCUGUAUUCUGCUCGUGGAGACUUUUUCCGAGCCACCUCCAGACUAACAACAGAUUAUAAGAACGCAGAGAGAACAAACAGAUUUGUUAUGAGGGAGAUCAAUGACCGUAUCAUGAAAGUGGAACAUAACUUCCUGUCACCCUAUGUAUCUCCAAGAGAUUCUCCUUUCCGUCAUAUCUUCUGGGGUUCUGGCUCUCACACUCUGCCAGCUUUAGUGGAGCAUUUGAAGCUGCGUCAGAAAAAUAAGAGUGCUUUUAAUGAAACACUGUUGAGAAAUCAGUUGGCUCUAGCAACUUGGACUAUUCAAGGAGCUGCAAAUGCCCUCUCUGGUGACAUAUGGGACAUUGACAAUGAGCUUUAA